Molecule: messenger RNA, 1434 nt
Organism: Hansenula ciferrii
Lineage: Eukaryota; Fungi; Ascomycota; Saccharomycetes; Phaffomycetales; Wickerhamomycetaceae
Product: Kinetochore protein mis13
Exons: 1
Coding region: 1-1434 (477 amino acids)
Biological process (GO): mitotic sister chromatid segregation; cell division
Cellular component (GO): MIS12/MIND type complex
Source: RefSeq, a predicted model, not a curated record
AUGCCUCCAAAGAAACAAUCUCAAGGACGAAGACGUUCAUUAAGAAUACAAAAUAAACAAGAUGAAAAAUCUAAAAGAACAAAUUUAAAAGAUUUAUUAACUAAAAAUAAUUCAAAUUUAUCCUCAUCACAACAACAACCUAAUAAUAGUAAUAAUGAUAAUUCAAUUGAAUAUGAUGGUGAUUUUAUAUUCAAGAGAUCUGGGUUAUCUCAACCAAUAACUGAUUUUGAAAAAAAAUUGAAAACAAAGAGUGAAUCAAAGAGCUCGUCAAAGAGCUCUUCAAAACAAUCAUCAAGACCAAAUUCAAAACAAUCAAAACCAAAUUCAAAACCAAAUUCAAAACCAAAUUCAAAACCAAAUUCAAGACCAAAUUCAAAAAAUUCAUCUAUACCCAAACAUAAACAAUCAACACCUCCACCUAAAAGACAAAAAUUACAUCAUAAUGAUCAAGAUGAUUAUCAAGAAGAAUCAACUUCAUUCCAAAUUUCAUUACCAGUACAAGAUACUCCAAUAAUUACCAAAAAUAAACAAUUUAGAGAACAGAACAAUAAUAUAAGGAGAUCUUCAUUAAAUAAUAGAGGUAAAAGAGUUUCAUCAAUAGGUAAUGGUUUCCAAGCUAUACCACAUGAUCAAAUCCCGAUGAAUGAAUUUUUUAAACAUUUAAAUUUUGAAUUAUCAGAUCCAAUUAAAAUGAGACAAUUAUUAACUUGGAUCUCUAAAAGAGUUUUGGAAGAUGAUAAAAAUAAACAUAUCAAGAGAAAAAAUAAAUUACCAAAUGAAGAAUUAACUGCUUUAAAUAUUGCAAAGUUCAUAAAGGAAGAAUUAGUUAAUGACCUAAGUCAGGGGAAAAUUAAUAUAAGUUGGUGGAAUAGAUUAGAUGAUGAUGAAGAAGAUCAAAAGGAUAAACCUAAUGUAUUAUUACCAAAUGAAAAAAAUUUAAAGAAUUUAAAAGUAUUGGAAGAUUUAAAAUUGAAAUUAGAAUCAUUGAAAAAAGAAUCUGAAAAUUGGGAAUCAAAUAUUAAUAAAAAAAUUGAAAUUCCACAAGUUUCAGAUAAUAUAUCAGAUUCACCACCAAGUUCUUCAUCAUCAAUAGAAUUAUAUAAUGAUGUUUUAAAUUCCUCCAAAAUUUCAAAUUUAUCAAAUAUAGAAAAUUCAACAUUUAAUAAAAUAAAUACAUUAGAAUCAUCAAUUGAUUCUUUAAUAAAUUUUAUUCAUUUACAAAAAAAAUCUCAAAAUUUAAGACAAAAUUAUCAAUUUUUAAAAACAAAAGAAUUAAAUAAUUUAUUAGAUUCAACUUUUGAUGAUGAUACUUUAGAAUUAAUUAAAUUUAAUCAAUUAAAUAAUUCAAAAGAUUCACAAAGCUUACAAAAUUUGAAAAAACCUGAUACACAUUCUUUAUUAAAAGGUAUUUCAAAACUUGAUGAAAAACCUUAA